AUGCAAGCCAUAAAAUGCGUAGUAGUAGGGGAUGGAGCAGUCGGAAAAACCUGUCUCUUAAUCAGUUACACGACUAAUGCCUUCCCUGGAGAAUACAUUCCCACAGUUUUUGACAAUUACUCUGCAAACAUCAUGGUGGACGGGAAACCCAUAAACCUCGGUCUAUGGGACACAGCCGGUCAAGAAGACUACGACCGACUCCGUCCACUCUCCUAUCCACAAACCGAUGUCUUCUUGAUUUGUUUCUCGUUAGUGAGUCCGGCAUCGUUUGAAAAUGUGCGUGGCAAGUGGCAUCCCGAGAUCACGCAUCACGCACCAAACGUCCCGAUUAUUUUGGUUGGGACCAAAUUGGAUCUGCGUGAGGACAAGGAAACCAUUCUGAAGUUACGGCAGAAACAGCAGUCCCCGAUCACGUAUCCCCAGGGCCUGCAGAUGGCCAAAGAUAUCUCGGCGGUUAGGUAUUUGGAGUGUUCGGCGUUGACGCAAAAGGGUUUGAAAAAUGUGUUUGAUGAGGCCAUUCGUGCGGUUCUUUCUCCUGCCCCUGUACAGAAACAAGUGAAGAAGUGUCUGAUCUUGUAA
Ambispora leptoticha is the source of this 579-nucleotide messenger RNA. Lineage: Eukaryota; Fungi; Glomeromycota; Glomeromycetes; Archaeosporales; Ambisporaceae. The record is from the annotation of a GenBank genome assembly.